AUGAGUGGCAAUCUCGCGACCUCGGGUGGCAUCUCGGAUCCUGCCCUCAUCCAACUCGUCAAUAAACUUCAGGAUGUCUUCGCCACUGUCGGCGUCAACAAUCCCAUCGAUUUGCCUCAGAUUGUCGUAGUGGGCAGCCAGUCUAGCGGCAAGAGUUCCGUGUUGGAGAACAUCGUGGGGAGAGAUUUCUUGCCUCGAGGUUCCGGCAUUGUUACGCGGCGUCCAUUAGUAUUGCAGCUCAUCAACCGCCCAGCCCAGACAAACGGUGUCAAGCCCGAGGAGAUUUCUACAGCUAACGACAAGGCUGCCAACGCCGACGAGUGGGGAGAGUUUUUGCACAUCCCUGGCCAGAAGUAUCACGACUUUGGCAAGAUCAGAGAGGAGAUUGCCCGUGAGACGGAGGCAAAGGUUGGCAAGAACGCUGGCAUCUCGGCUGCCCCCAUCAACUUGCGUAUUUACUCUCCCAAUGUUCUCACCCUAACACUGGUCGAUUUACCGGGUCUGACCAAGGUGCCCGUCGGAGACCAACCCCGCGAUAUCGAGCGACAGAUUCGAGAGAUGGUUUUGAAAUAUAUUGGAAAGUCGAAUGCCAUCAUUUUGGCUGUUACGGCAGCCAACAUUGACCUGGCUAAUUCAGACGGCCUCAAGCUCGCCCGUGAAGUUGAUCCCGAGGGUCAGCGUACCAUUGGCGUCUUGACAAAGGUCGAUUUGAUGGAUGACGGAACCGAUGUUAUCGAUAUUCUCUCGAAUCGCGUCAUCCCAUUGCGUCUGGGUUACGUCCCCGUGGUUAACCGAGGCCAACGAGACAUCGAUAAUAAGAAGGCCAUCAACGUUGCCCUUGACGCCGAAAAGGCAUUUUUCGACAACCACAAGGCUUACCGUAACAAGAGCUCGUACUGCGGAACUCCCUACCUGGCACGCAAGCUGAAUAUGAUUCUCAUGAUGCACAUCAAACAAACCCUGCCCGAUAUUAAAGCAAGAAUUUCUAGCUCUCUACAAAAGUACACCAACGAGCUGGAGAGUCUGGGGCCAUCUAUACUUGGAAAUAGUGCCAACGUUAUCCUGAACAUUAUUACCGAAUUUACAAACGAGUGGCGGACAGUUUUAGACGGCAAUAACACUGAGCUUUCCAGCACAGAGUUGUCGGGUGGUGCUCGUAUCAGUUUCGUCUUCCACGAGCUGUACGCGAACGGUGUCAAGGCCGUGGAUCCAUUCGACGUUGUCAAGGACGUUGAUAUCCGAACUAUUCUCUACAACUCUUCUGGUUCAUCUCCGGCCCUGUUUGUCGGUACCACCGCGUUUGAACUCAUUGUCAAGCAACAAAUCAAGCGCCUCGAGGAUCCUAGCUUAAAGUGUGUCUCCCUCGCCUAUGACGAACUGGUCCGAAUCUUGUCACAGCUUCUGGGCAAGCAGUUGUACCGGCGAUAUCCUCAGCUCAAGGAGAAGAUGCAUGGUGUUGUCAUCGCCUUUUUCAAGAAGGCUAUGGAGCCCACCAACAAGCUGGUGCGCGAUCUUGUCUCCAUGGAGUCGUGCUACAUCAAUACUGGUCACCCUGAUUUCUUGAACGGCCACCGCGCCAUGGCGAUUGUCAACGAACGAUACAACCCCGCUAAGCCUGUCCAGAUUGACCCCAGGAGUGGCAAGCCUCUUCCACAGGCUAGCACACCUGCUCGGGCCAGUAGUCCCCCAGUCCCUGAGGUGGAUGGCACUGGCAAUGCCGGUUUCUUUGGAAGUUUUUUUGCUGCCAAAAACAAGAAGAAGGCGGCAGCUAUGGAAGCCCCUCCACCCACAUUGAAAGCCUCUGGCAACCUUUCUGAACGAGAGAAUAUUGAAGUGGAAGUCAUCAAGCUGCUCAUUUCCUCCUAUUAUAACAUUGUCAAGCGCACCAUGAUUGACAUGGUCCCCAAGGCUAUUAUGCUUAAUCUCGUGCAGUUUACCAAGGAUGAAAUGCAGCGCGAACUGCUCGAGAACAUGUACCGAACCGAUACGCUCGAUGACUUGCUCAAGGAAAGCGACUUCACAGUCCGCAGACGGAAGGAAUGCCAGCAGAUGGUUGAAUCUCUGGGCAAGGCUAGCGAAAUUGUCAGUCAGGUCCAAUAA
Messenger RNA from Metarhizium brunneum ARSEF 3297, 2100 nucleotides. It is a transcript of the gene vps1, whose product is annotated as Vacuolar protein sorting-associated protein 1. NCBI's taxonomy places the organism in Eukaryota, Fungi, Ascomycota, Sordariomycetes, Hypocreales, Clavicipitaceae. Gene Ontology annotation, cellular component: microtubule; cytoplasm; membrane. Gene Ontology annotation, molecular function: GTPase activity; GTP binding; microtubule binding. The record is from RefSeq and is a predicted model, not a curated record.